Messenger RNA from Kickxella alabastrina, 930 nucleotides. Its product is annotated as putative deoxyribonuclease TATDN1. Gene Ontology annotation, molecular function: 3'-5'-DNA exonuclease activity. Bases 1 to 930 code for a protein of 309 amino acids. The transcript has a single exon. NCBI's taxonomy places the organism in Eukaryota, Fungi, Kickxellomycota, Kickxellomycetes, Kickxellales, Kickxellaceae. Gene Ontology annotation, cellular component: cytosol. The record is from RefSeq and is a predicted model, not a curated record.
AUGAAAAUCAUCGACAUUGGAGCCAACCUCACUGAUCCUGUGUUCCGCGGCGUCUACCGCGGGAAGCGGGCGCAUGAGGACGACAUGAACAAGAUGAUCGAAAGGGCCCAGUCGGCGGGCAUAGUCGCAAUGAUGGUCACCGGCGGCAACCUCGCCGAGAGCAAGCAGGCAAUCAAGCUGAGCCACGAGCACUCCUCGUUCUUUGCUACUGUCGGCUGCCACCCGACGCGCACCAGCGAAAUCGAGAUUGAUGGCCGCAGCGCCGACGCCUACUUUUCCCAGCUGCGCGAAUUGAUCAUGGCCAACAGCGGCAGAGUCGUUGCCAUCGGCGAGUGCGGGCUGGACUACGACCGCUUGCAGUUUUCGAGCAAGGAGGUACAGAACAAGCACUUUUAUCGCCAUUUUGAGCUGGCCAAAACGACUGGCCUGCCAAUGUUUUUCCACGACCGCAACACCGAGGGCGACUUUGCCAGGACAAUCAAGAAGAACAGACACCAGUUCGGCGAUGGCGUUGUGCACUCGUUCACGGGGACUGAGGCUGACCUGCGUGAGCUGCUGGAGCUCAACCUGCAUAUUGGCAUCAAUGGAUGCUCGCUGAAGACGGAAGAGAACCUGGCCGUGGCCAAGCUUGUUCCGCUGGACCGACUGAUGAUUGAGACUGACUGCCCCUAUUGCGAGAUUCGGCCAACUCACGCCAGCCACGCCCUGCUGCCAGCAAAGGCCGAGAACACAGACGAAUGGCAGAUGCCCGAGUCGAAGCGCAAGGAGCGGUGGAGCGGAGAGUGCAUGGUCAAGAGCCGCAACGAGCCGUGCACCAUCCGCCAGGUCAUCCAGGUCAUGGCAAAGUUGCACGACAUAAGCGAGGCUGAACUGGCCGACCAUGCGUACAAAAACACUUACCGCGUGUUCUUCAAGAACGUUAGCUUCUAA